Leguminivora glycinivorella is the source of this 1634-nucleotide messenger RNA. RefSeq lists its product as uncharacterized. The transcript has 3 exons. Bases 525 to 962 code for a protein of 145 amino acids. Lineage: Eukaryota; Metazoa; Arthropoda; Insecta; Lepidoptera; Tortricidae. The record is from RefSeq and is a predicted model, not a curated record.
UUAAUGUUUUGCAUUGUUUCUGUUUCUUUCAUUCAUAAUUAUUUUAGGUCAUUUUUGAAUUUAUAUCUUCUUUAAUAAGUUAGUCAUACUGUAGGUAUAGAAUUGAACAUAUUAAUUGACCAGUUUGAUAUUUGUCUGAUAAAUGUGAAUGUCUAACAAACGUCAUCCGGUGGGUCCACAACACAGCCGUACCAUAAGGAUGUAUCCAAUAGACUAAGCAUAUUUACUAUUACUACCUACUCUUUGGACUAAGCCCAGACUAAACUUUUUCUGAUACAUAAUUAUACAAUACAAUUAUGUCUUGAUUAUGUCACAUUCACAUGUUGAUAAUAUGAAGUCGAUGAUGAUGACGUUUCAGCGUUCGACGACUAUGAACGUAAAUAAAAACCAAUAAAUUCAAAUUCUCGUCAUGGAUAUUUCAAGGUAAUUCGUUCAGGUACGAUGUGACUAACGCAAAUGAUGGCAAUUGCAAUAAACUAAGUACAUAUUACCUACCUAUAUAACAAGAGCACAACAAAGCUGCCAUGCCAAGACACAACCAAUCGUGUCAGCCUUCCUGCGAGUGCCGAGGCUGUCAGUGUCCAGACUGCCCGACUUCUUUAAAGGCGGUAAAAGAUAUCGAUCCAAGUGUCUGCGACCACGGCACGAGGCCCAAGUGCCUGUGCAACGCUGUGAAAUCGAACGACAGUUGCGAAUUAUGCAUUCCCGUGAGCUGCAUAGAGCCCGAGCCGGUAUCGGAUCCAGAGCGUAUACAGAGCCUUAUGAAAGUGAUGAAGUUUGAUAAAUCAUGCUUUUGCAAGGUGGUGACCAGCGCCCUUCGCGCCGACGUGCACCGCUAUCUCGGAAUAUUCGAGCGAAUUGAACACGAUAAGGACUGCGACGAGCCAUUUGAGGACAAGGAUUGCGACGAUACACCGAGCCAUUGCUCAGGCGCUUCAACAACUGGCCGACAAACUCUUUAAUAAACGAGCAUUUUCAAUAUUUGGGACACCCCAAUUAGCGAAAAUUGUCGUCACGAAACUGACAGGGAGUUAAUUUUCGUUAACAACUUUUACUAAUUGGGGUGACCCAAAUUCUGAAAAUGCUCAAACACCUCUACAAGUAUAUUGUCUAUUAUUCUAUACGAAAAGCCUGCGCUAAAAGAAGUUGUCGCUUUCCGGUUCCGUACAGAAACAGAAAAAUAAUAAACACACCUUCGACAGUAGGUACAUACCUAAAUAUAAUGAAACCACCCCCUCGAUUUCGCCUCGUCCGGCAAUUCCGUGUGAUUUGAGACAUUUCGUCCUUUAGUGUACUACUGACAUUUACAUUUAUGCCAAAAAUUUACAAACAUUGGCAAUUUGACAUCUCAUGCAGUGCACAUUCAGAAUGUAUUAAUAUCAUGUAAAUUAAAAGCAUUCUAUUUAGAUGUUGUUUUAUUAAACAGAGUUAAAGAGUAUAUGAAAAACAAGAUAUGCCAAUAAAAAGGAAAAUACAAACGUAUGUCUUUUGGAUGAUAUUAACAAGAAAGUUCAACCGUAACAGGUUCAAAAUUAAAUUGUUUUUAUUUACCACAUUGCUUUUAUUAAUAAUUACUUUUUACGGCUGGUAUAAAUAUAAAAAUGUGCAGCGUGGAAUUUAAAUUGUUCUUAUUU